Molecule: messenger RNA, 2319 nt
Organism: Colletotrichum higginsianum IMI 349063
Lineage: Eukaryota; Fungi; Ascomycota; Sordariomycetes; Glomerellales; Glomerellaceae
Product: Dolichyl-phosphate-mannose-proteinmannosyltransfe rase
Exons: 3
Coding region: 1-2319 (772 amino acids)
Biological process (GO): protein O-linked glycosylation via mannose
Cellular component (GO): endoplasmic reticulum; membrane
Molecular function (GO): dolichyl-phosphate-mannose-protein mannosyltransferase activity
Source: RefSeq, a predicted model, not a curated record
AUGGCGUCGACGACUGCCACCCCGCAGGGCAGCGUUCGCCAGCGCACCAAUGCGAAGCGGCCCACGACGCCAGGCGCUGCUGCCGACGACAUUGCCAACGCACUGAACAAGUCGGUUGCGAAGACCAAGCGCACCGGCUCGGGGCGCGAGUACGGCUUCGGCCUCUUCGUCACCACCGUCCUCGCCUUUGUGACCCGGUUCUGGGGCAUCAGCCAUCCCAAUGAGGUCGUCUUCGACGAGGUUCACUUUGGCAAGUUUGCCUCGUACUACCUGGAGAGAACCUACUUCUUCGAUGUCCACCCCCCGUUCGGAAAGCUCCUCUUUGCUCUUAUGGGAUGGCUUGUUGGCUACGACGGGCAUUUCCACUUCGAGAACAUUGGCGACUCGUACAUCUCCAACAAGGUGCCCUAUGUUGCCUUCCGAGCCCUGCCCGCCAUCCUCGGCGCCCUGACCGUCUCUGUCACCUACCUCAUCAUGUGGGAGUCCGGUUACAGCUUGCCUGCCUGCCUGUUGGCCGCCGGGCUCGUUUUGCUCGACAACGCCCACAUUGGCCAGACUCGAUUGAUCCUCCUGGAUGCCACUCUCGUCUUCGCCAUGGCGUGCAGCUUGCUUUGCUACAUCAAGUUCUACAAGCUGCGCCACGAGCCCUUCUCGCGCAAGUGGUGGAAGUGGCUUGUCCUCACCGGCUUCGCCCUGUCUGCCGAUAUCUCGACCAAGUACGUUGGCCUCUUCGCCUUCGUCACUAUCGGAUCGGCGGUGGUUAUCGAUCUCUGGACCCUGCUAGACAUCAAGAGACCCGGCGGCGCCCUCAGUCUUGCCGAGUUUGGCAAGCACUUUGCGGCUCGUGCCUUUGGCCUGAUCAUCCUGCCUUUCAUGUUCUACCUAUUCUGGUUCCAGGUGCACUUUGCCGUCUUGACCCGAUCCGGUCCCGGCGACGACUUCAUGACCCCCGAGUUCCAGGAAACGCUGAGCGACAACGUCAUGUUGGCCAACUCGCUGAGCGUUGAGUACUACGACACAAUUACGCUCCGCCACAAGGAGACCAAGACUUAUCUCCAUAGCCACGAGGACCACUACCCUCUGCGCUACGACGACGGCCGUGUUUCCAGCCAGGGCCAGCAGGUCACCGGAUACCCGUACAACGACACCAACAACUACUGGCAAAUCAUCCCCCUGGUCGACGACCAAAAGGCUGGCAAGCCCGUCCGGAACCAGGACGUCGUUCGUCUCAGGCACCUGGGCACUGACACGAUGCUGUUGUCUCACGACGUGGCCUCGCCGUACUACCCCACGAACCAGGAGUUCACGACGGUUCCUUUGACUGAUGCGUACGGCGACCGUCUGAAUGAUACACUUUUCGAGAUUCGAGUCGAGAACGGAAAGCCGGGCCAGGAGUUCAGGAGCAUUUCAAGCCACUUCAAGCUCAUCCACAACCCCAGCAAGGUUGCCAUGUGGACCCAUACAACUCCUCUUCCCGAGUGGGGACACAAGCAGCAGGAGAUCAAUGGCAACAAGCAGUUGGCACCGAGCUCGAACAUCUGGUUCGUCGAGGACCUCCCCUCGGUUCCGUUGGAUUCCAAGAGACGCGAGAAGCCCGAGAAGGAAGUCAAGACGUUGUCCUUUUUCCGCAAGUGGUUUGAGCUGCAGCGGUCCAUGUUCUGGCACAACAACCAGCUGACCAGCAGCCACCCGUAUGCCAGCCACCCUUACCAGUGGCCAUUCCUGCUCCGCGGCGUCAGCUUCUGGACGCAGAACGAUACGCGUCAGCAGAUCUACUUCCUCGGAAACCCUAUCGGAUGGUGGCUCGCAAGCAGUCUGUUGGCUGUCUUUGCCGGUAUCAUCGGCGCGGACCAGGUGUCACUUAGACGGGGCAUUGACGCUCUUGACCACCGCACCCGUUCGCGGCUGUACAACUCGACCGGCUUCUUCUUCCUGGCCUGGGCAACUCACUAUUUCCCCUUUUACUUGAUGGGCCGCCAACUGUUCCUGCACCACUACCUGCCGGCUCACCUCGCUUCUUGUCUGGUUGCCGGUGCGCUGUUGGAGUUCAUCUUCACGGCCGAGCCGGCGCCCGAGGAGGGAUACCAGGCCAUCAAGGGCAACAAGAAGGCCGACGGGCCCAAGAGGCACAUUUCGGCGCGCGAGCGGUUCGCCGGCCAGAGUCUCGUCGGGGCGUGGAUUGCUUGCGGCGUCAUCCUGCUUAUUGCUCUCGCCGGCUGGUACUUCUUCCUGCCGCUGACGUACGGCUACCCCGGUCUGAGUGUUGAUGAAGUUGUCCGUCGCAAGUGGCUCGGCUACGAUCUGCACUUUGCCAAAUAA